UGUUAUGGCGGCUGUGGAGCGGCUUGUGCGUGAGGCUCGGUCUCUCUCUGUGCUCUUCUUGCUCCUCCUCUGCGUUGCCGCGUGCCCCGUGUGGAGCUGGGGCCAGCACGGGAGAGUUCUGCUGCGGGAAGUGCAGGCGCUCACUCUCCAUAGAGGGCAGUACACGACAGCCCGGCGGACAGCUGCAGUCCCUCAGUUGCAAUGCACAGGAGGCACUGCUGGAUGCUCCCAGAUCCCGGAGGUUGUUCAGUGUUACAACAAGGGUUGGGAUGGUUAUGAUGUACAGUGGCAGUGCAAAGCAGACCUGAAAAAUACCCACCGGUUUGGACGGAUCGAAGUGAGCUGUGAAGGCUAUGAUUACCCGGAUGAUCCUUACAUCUUAAAGGGCUCCUGUAGUUUGCUGUUCAGGCUAGAGCUGACUGAGGAAGGUGAAAGGAAAGUGAAGAACCCUGGAAGCUUUAGCUAUUAUGAGUCAAGGAAGGAUUCUUCUGAUUCAGGUGGUGGAGCAAUUCUUGUAGUUGUUCUCCUGGCUCUUGCUUUUGGAGUAUACAAGUUCUUCCUUAGCAAUGAGCAGCCUGAACAAAGUUCUGGUGAUGGGUUCACUACGCCUUCCUGGCAGAGUCAUCCGGCACCUCCUCCUCCUGGUUUUAAAUCCAGCUUCACAGAUGAUAACAGCUUUGGGGCUCAUUCCUAUCAUGGAACCAAUUCAGGACCAGGAUUUUGGACUGGAUUAGGAGCGGGAGGCUUGCUAGGCUACUUGGCUGGCAGUCACAGAGCACGGCCACAUUCCCCAUACUACAAUAUGUGGACAGAUCACACAGCUGCGCCUCCAAUGAAUGGGCAGCCAAGCAAUGCCACACAAGGUAGUUCAGGAAGAAGAACUGCUUCUGGGUUUGGGGGCACAAAACGAAGAUGAGGUCCUUGACGUUAUUACAACUGAGUGAUUGAACUAAUCUCCCUGUGUACUAGUACUUUUUUAUUAGUAGUAGGCUUCAGAAGUGGAUAUGAAGAAGGGUGUGAAGGACUGGAGUUCUAAGAAUUCCUUACUUCCCCAUCGAAAUGUUUAGGAUAUUACAGGUGUACAGUGCAUGAGGGAUUGUGGCACUGGUAGCCUUGCCAGAUCCAGAAAGGCAAGCAGCUUACUCAUGUUCUGGGCUUAAUUUCAUUUAAUCCAGAAUUUCUGAGGUUUUUUUCUCUUUCUUAGUGGUCCAGCAUCUGAAAGCCUAAUGUGUGAUGCACCUGAUAUCUGAGGUGCUCUCUGAAACUACUCUUGUUUGUCAAAUUGUGAGCAUUACUAUACAUGCAGUCAGCUACUCAGAUGAGUGUUUACCUUAGUGGACAAAAGCAAAAAUAUAUAUAUAGAGACAGAAACUAACAUUAAUGUUUGUAUCUGUGCUGCGUGACUAUUGGAGCCAAAAUUUCGGAUUUGAUGAUGCUCCGUGUUGUAGGGGUCACCCAAGUGGCUCUGCAGACCUGGAGGGUUUUGUGAUUGAAUUAUGAAGAAAAAUUAAACAUGAAAUGGGACAAGAUGGUCCUUCUUUAAAUUGGACCUUUUUCUGGAAGACUAAGGUAAUUUAAACUCGGGGGCUACAGCCACUUUGCCCACAUUGAGGCUCCAGACUUUUCUUUUUACAGUGGGUGUUAGCAAUGCUUUGAAAAACUUCUAAUGUGAACAGUGUGUCCUGGACACUGUAAACCAAAGGUGCCGAUGGCAGGAGGGAAGGAGCAUUCCUAAUCCAAAGCUAGCAGUAUCUUGAGAACACAUAGCAGGCCUUGAGACUAAGCAGAGAAAGGAAAUUGAAUGUCUAAUGGGUUGUAAACUUUCCCAAAUGUACCUUUUAAAACAAAGGGCUGUCAAAGAGUGGGAAGCAGAGGGGCCUUGCUUUGUUCUGUGAUGAUGGUUUGGGGCUCUGAGAAGCAUCAUAUGGUUUUCGUGUGAUUGACAGUGCCCUGGAGAGGCAAUGCUGAAAAGAAACAGAGAAAUUUCUCAGGGCUGGGAGGGGAGAGAAGAGUGAAAAAUGGGCUGGUUGACCACUAGGUCUUCUCCGGAGGCAGUCCUAACACAGCUUAGAAGUGUGUGCGUGUGUGUGUGCGCACGCACAGCUUUUCUACACUGGCAGCAGCCUAAAGCAUACCCCAUCCUUGGGAAAAUACUGUGUCUGGGAUGUGAUGUAAGCUGCUGCAGCAAAAGCAGAGCACUGUUCUGCUGAUACAAACUGCAUAUCCGUGAGGAGAUUCAGCAGGUAUGGUUAGUCUAGGAAAGUGGCUUCAGCGUUACUCAUCAAAAAGCAACUAUGUCUGUUAAUGAGGACAGAAAUGAUUGGCUCAAAUGCUAAUGCCUGAGUUCAGUGUUUGGUUUAAGCAACAACAGCAGCAAAAGAAAAGAAAAUCUUUAAGAAGUCAUCAGAAGCUAUGACAAAGUGUAGAGCUUGCACUGAAAACGCGGAGAUCAUGAUAAAAUUGAUAACUUGAGGAUAAAACAGUGGUUUGCUUCUCAGAGCAGAGCUGCUUGUGGAUUGGGCAAAAAUACCUUCAUUAACAGCCUGCUCUGUCAACAUAGGAGGCCUGUUAGAAAGUUUAACUUUUUAUGAGGUUAUAUGAUAAAUUUCUCUUUUUGACCAAAUAUAGCAAAAUAAUGUAUUUUAAAUGUGAAGGUCUUAUGCCUGAGUGUAUUCAGGUUGAAACUUGUCACAGUCAAUACUCUUUGCCAACUAAUUACCUAACAAUGAAACUGGAUUUCUGCUAACUGGGUAGUUUGAAGCUGAAGUUUGCUCUGAAGUUAUGGUGUGUUACAAAGUGUUUUAAACAAUGUUUUCAUUUGUAUUUAUAGCUGCUGCAUGAAAUGUGAUUUGAUGCAUAAACCUGAUAAAUAAAUUACUGUUGUUUCUGA
Pezoporus occidentalis (night parrot) is the source of this 2890-nucleotide messenger RNA. It is a transcript of the gene SARAF, whose product is annotated as store-operated calcium entry associated regulatory factor. Gene Ontology annotation, cellular component: endoplasmic reticulum membrane. Gene Ontology annotation, biological process: regulation of store-operated calcium entry. The transcript is spliced from 6 exons. Lineage: Eukaryota; Metazoa; Chordata; Aves; Psittaciformes; Psittacidae. The coding region runs from base 5 to 916 and encodes 303 amino acids. The record is from RefSeq and is a predicted model, not a curated record.